Molecule: messenger RNA, 415 nt
Organism: Zophobas morio
Lineage: Eukaryota; Metazoa; Arthropoda; Insecta; Coleoptera; Tenebrionidae
Product: translation machinery-associated protein 7 homolog
Exons: 2
Coding region: 114-308 (64 amino acids)
Source: RefSeq, a predicted model, not a curated record
UGUUGUAGAGGUUGCCGGGCGGAAAAAAAAACAACCAUUAAAAGCAACUGUCACGUUUUUCAUCAAAACAUUUAACAACGUUCGUUUUCUUCAUCUACUUCUAAAUUAUCAGUAUGUCAAGUCGCGAAGGCGGUAAGAAGAAGCCCCUCAAGCAACCCAAGAAAGAAUCGAAAGAGAUGGAUGAGUCAGAUGUUGCCCAUAAGCAGAAACUGAAGGAGCAGCAGAAGGCUCUUCAGGAAGCCAAAGCCAAGGCUUCCCAGAAGGGACCUUUGGUUGGCGGCGGGAUUAAGAAGUCAGGGAAAAAGUGACACACAGAGGAAUCCGAAGUCAUGUCAUUACUCAUUCUCAUACCGAUAUUUGUAAUAAAAAAACUGCAAUGUAAAAUCUCGCAUCAAUAAAGUCAUCUCGUUCCCCA